Molecule: messenger RNA, 1864 nt
Organism: Ornithorhynchus anatinus (platypus)
Lineage: Eukaryota; Metazoa; Chordata; Mammalia; Monotremata; Ornithorhynchidae
Gene: FLACC1
Product: flagellum associated containing coiled-coil domains 1
Exons: 15
Coding region: 220-1569 (449 amino acids)
Cellular component (GO): cytoplasm
Source: RefSeq, a predicted model, not a curated record
UCCAGAAGUGCCCUCUGAGGUAGGACCGUGUGUAGCCAAUGAGAUGGAGCCCUUUGGUUUCCAAGGAAACCAACAGACCAUCCAAGGCCUGGAUCCCAGAGAAGUUUUCCCAGCUCCCAACAUCAGGAACUGAAGAAGAAAGCCCCUCUCUCACCCUCCACAGAGCCCGUGCCCCCUUUCUCCAGCUGACGGCUCCGGCCCUGCCUCCUCCCCGCAGCCAUGGCCUCCGGAGCCUCUGCCGCUAAAAUCGGGGAGGGGUCCGCGGCCAUGUCCCGGUCGUCCCUCCUCUACACUCCCUGCUGGCAGCCAUGGGAGGUAGGCUCACGGAAGCUCCUUAAGACGACUCAAGCUCUGCACAAGACCCCCGGCCAGAAACCCAGGCUGUUUCCGAUUACGGCGGCACUGACAGAACAAAAGCAAUUCCUGCCAAAGAGCAAACUUCCCACUGCCUCCAAAAAGAAAGACCCCUCCAAAACACAUGGAUCCAAACCACGGAGCAAGGAGCCCAUCCACGAGCAGAAAGAAAUCUCCCCUGGGUACACCUUCUUUCGGACCGCUGAGCAGAUCUCUGUCACCCUGGGCGAGGAGAUGUUCGUGGGGACCAAGAAGCGGGAAGAAGCCGAGGCCACUCCAAGCCCAACCCCCUUCGCUAUCCCCGCCCUCUCUGCCUGGAUUCCCAGGGCCAACCUAGUUCCAGACCUGCAGCAGCAGGUCUCCGAGCUCACCGUGAUGAUUGAACAAAUGAACAGAGAUCACCAGAGUGCUCAGAAGCAGAUCCGGGACGAAAUGGAGCUGAGGUGCAGGGACAUGGAGAGGGACUAUGAAGAGAACCUCAGGGAACUCAGCGAGGUGCACAGCACAGAACUCCGCUCCCUGGAAGAGAAGCACCAAAGCAUGCUGAGGGACGAGAAAAUGUCUGCCCAGGAGAGGCUGGAGAAGAUGAUGAAGGAAUACAAGUACCUGAAGAACAUGUUCCGAAUGUACCAGGACAGCAUUGCCGAGGAGAUGGAGGAGAAGUGGAUGAGGCGGAAGGCGGAGUGGGAGAGGAGUGAGAAGAUGGAGCGAGAGCAGGCGCUGUUGCAGCAGAAACUCAAACUGAUGAAGAAAUUUAAGAUGGAUGUAGAAGAGGAGAAGAAGAAGAUCCAGGUUGCCAGCCAGCAGACCUGUGACACCUACCUUCAAGAGAAAGAGAAUCUCAAACAACAGCUCCAAGAGGAACACGCCAAACUAGAGGAGAUGCAGAGAGCCAAGGAGGUGGCAGAGGAAGAGAUCCUGGAGCAAGCAUCAGCACUGGAGUCACUGAAUGCCACCCUGUACCAGACGCAGCUCGAGCUCCAGAAAGAGAAAAACACCUUGACCAACAUGGAGAAAACCCUCAGCCGUGCCCUGACAGAGAUGGAAGAGAAGUACAGGAUCCAGCUCAAGUACCUGUUGGAGGAGAACACGAUCCUCAAGCGGAAGAUUUUGACAAAGAGCGAAGACCAGAUCCGUGAGAAGAUCCAGCGGCGGACGUCCACGGUGCCGCCGGGCAUUCUGGCCAGCAGGUCCGAGUACCGGAAGUCCACCUGACCCAGUGGGGACGGGAAGUGAGGAGGGACGGGGAGGAUGGCACCGCAGCCCCCAUGCCCACCACAGACACUUGGCUGCCGGACUUCCUUAGAGGACAUGCAUGCGCAAACGUGCUUGGCCCCUUCCACCCUGCUCUCCUAGGGUCGCUGCCUGCACAUGCACAGCUCGGAGGCCAAUCCCGCUGUUGGCUUCGCUCUGCCUUUGUGUCCUGCACGUGUUUUCGCCCUCUCCCUUCUCUCCCUCUCCUUCUCUCCCUUGCCCUUCUCUCUCACCCUUCUCUCCCUUUUCUCCCUGU